This is a messenger RNA of Salpingoeca rosetta, 7880 nucleotides long. RefSeq lists its product as uncharacterized. The transcript has 24 exons. NCBI's taxonomy places the organism in Eukaryota, Choanoflagellata, Craspedida, Salpingoecidae. The record is from RefSeq and is a predicted model, not a curated record. Bases 78 to 7880 code for a protein of 2600 amino acids.
CCACGCCCAACAAACACAACACAACACACGCCAUUGUGUUGUUCCUUGCUUGCUUGCUUGCUGCGUCGAGGAAGACCAUGCAGGACCUGCAGGCAGCAGCGGGGUCGCAGGGACGCGUCAAGACGCUGGAGGAAGAGCUCAACACGGCGCUCCUGCAGCUCAAAGCAGAGCUGGGAUCACAGCAACCCCAACAACAGCACCAACAACAAGCACAACAGGAGCGCAGUGGCGAUGGAGAUGAUGAUAAUGCAAAGACACAGCGGCAGCAGAGGCGCGACUUUGCCAGUGCGCGGCGCACCAUGGAGCGCGCCAGCAGGCACCACGUCACCGCCGUUAACAUCCCUCUGAGCGCAGCGGUUCAUCGGCUGCGCCGCACAACGCACAUUGAUGAGCUGUGCAAUGUGGAUCAUGCUCGCCCACUCAUGUUUCAGCACCAGCGGUUCCAGGCCGCACGCAGCCUCACCUACACGCGCGACAUCAACACAGAGGACAUCCAACACGCCCUUCGGCAGUUCUUCUCCACCCUGGCCCAGGAGUGCGAGCUGCACCGAAAGCUGCUGGCGACGAGGUGGGCGGCGGUUGCCCACGCCAACCCGGCCGUCGCAGAGCAGCAGCGCCAUCUCCUCGACGAUGCUGUCCGCGCCGUCAGUGAGGAGGAGCAGCACGCGCGCGAAGCCACCCGCCGCCUCACCCCACAGGGGUCCACCCUGACGCCAAACGAGAACCGCGCCCUGCCGCAGGACGUGGAGGUCUACCUGCACCACGUCGUGGCCGAGUGCGCAGUCGCGCGCAAGUUCCACUUCUUCGCCAACCAAUGCCGCUGGCUCCCGCUCACCGAGAGCGCGGCCCUCCGUGAGGAGAUGCACAAGCCCGGGUUCGUGGCAGACAUGACCAUCCCCGGCGGCAUCACCGAUCACAUUCGCCUGGCCACCAGCAUGCAGUCGUCCACGCAAUCGCUGCGGCCGCCUUCAGCCCACCGCCUCUCGUCAGCGUCAAACAGCACCAACAACACUGCCACAGACGCCAGCCUCGGGUCGACUGCAGCAGCACCGCCCAUCUCGUCUGCCAGCGUGUCUGACAUCGACCUCGUGCGCGUGCGCCCGCCGGAGAUGUCCACGGACGUGGAGGGAAACUACGCCUGGCUGCUGGUAAUGGCGGCGGCAUGCGGUAUUGAUCCGCCCGCGCCAGGCCGCCACUACGACGAGGUGGAGCUCUUCUACCUUGUCAAGCGCAUGUUCCGCGGACUGUUUGCUGCGCAGGCGUCCCACGGCCAGCACCGCGUGUACCCGGCAAAGCCGGAGGAGGAGGCCGCAGCACUGUCGUCGACACAGCGCGCACAGAGCAGCCAGGCAGCGGCAGCAGCAACAGAGGCAGCAAUGGGCAGCGAUGAGCAUGUAGCGUCUGCCUACGGGCUCGGCAGCACGAGCAGCAGCGACACCACGUCGCACCCGCACUCCGCACGGCCACCGUCGUCAUCAGUGCACACGUCAGCGCCGAGGGUCAUGUAUGUCAAGGGCAUGGGCAGGGUGUUGCAGCUGCUGCCGACGCUGGACCAGGUGCAGGAGAAGCAGACGGCGCGCCUCAUGCGGCUGCGGCGCUCCCCGGAUGAACUGCUCAAGACUGAGGCCGAUUUUGUCAAGCGACACGACGUGGAGUAUGCACAGUUGCACCUCAAGCAGCGGCUGACCACGCUCGUGGCCAUCGCGCACCGCGUCGCACAGGCGCAGCGCCGGCGCUACAGGCAGCAUGGCGGGCACCACGCGCACCACAAAUCGCUCAACGUGUCCUCCCACCAGGACGGCGAGCUGUUCUCUGGUGCUGUGUGGAACUCCAUGUACAAGCCCAAGCCCCGCGCCCCGGACACCCGCCACCGCCACCACCACGACACUGCCGGGGAAGAGGAGGACGGCGUUGCUGGCGCCCGUCCACGCAGUGGUCUUCACAGCGCCCGCAGCGCAGGGGCCGGUGGGCGGUCGGGGCUGCGGCGGCAGGGGAGCCAGUUCCCAGAUGGCAGCGGCGUCGACGACAGGCGUGACGCCCAGGGCGACAGUGAAGCUGAGGACGAGGGUGAGCGAGCACCACCCAACGGCACGAGCAGCAGUGGCGGUGGGCACAUCUCCAGCAACGAAAGUGUGCUGGGGUAUCUGUUGCUUCGCCACAUUCACACGCGCGCGCUGCGAGAGGAGGCACAAUCCAUCCUCAACUACGCGUCGUCCGUGGCACGCACCCUCUCCCAUUUUCUCAAGCAGGUGCAGAUGAGCACCCGCAUCUCCACGGACGACCUUGACCCGGUCUACAGCAGCAGCAGCAGCAACAGCGGCGUUGACGUUACCAGCAGCACGAUGAAGAUUGUCGAGGUGAGAAGCGACACCGAUGACGAGGACGAAGCAGCUGCAGAGGACGCCGCAGCCGACACCACCUUCAUCCCCGACACGUACGCGUACCACGACCCCAUUAUUGAGGUGCGCGACCGAAACGGCCUGCCCGUGUUGUACAAGGAGGCUGUGAGGGCGUUUGAUGAUUUGGAUGGCACCUUGCUCGCGCUGGGUACACACUACCUGCACCGCGCUGCGGGCGACUCCGCGCCGCCCACGCCUGGCCGCAGGCGCAAGAAGGCAGCACAGCAGAAGCAGCAACAGCAGAAGCAAGGCCGUGAGCGACGCGGAGGCGGUGACAAUGCUCAUGGCACAGCCUCAUCUGAGGCUGCGGGGAAGUCCUCCAAGUCAUCAUCGUCCCUCUCAGCGACAGCAUCAACAACAACAACAACAACAACAACAACAACAACAACAACAACAACAACCUCAGCAGCAAGCAAGGGUGCUUCAACAACGUCUGGCAAGGGCGGAACGCGGGGCCGCCGCGCCCACACCGCAUCUGUGCUGGAGGACGCAUUUGUCGACAUUGACAAGUACGGGCGGGCAAGCACGGACAGGGCUGCUGUGCUGCACGACCUGUGGCUGUGGGAGGUGGCCUUCCAGCGGGAAAAGCGGCGGUUGCUCGACCACUACAUGUGGGCGCUGCACCACUGCCGGCAUCCCCAGCGCCGCCUUCAGCUGCUGCAGGUGGCAUUUGACCUCAUCCACAGACGCCCGCGGUUUGAUCUAGAGGACGACUACUUUGCGCAGUCGUACUUCCUGGCGUGCGAAGGCCUGCGCCUGGAGAAGAAGCUCGUGGCAGAUAUGGAGAAGCACUUUGCUUCGUUGCCCCCGCACCUGUCCCCUGUCGGGGCUCGCUCGCCUGUCGCCACCAGCAGCGACAGCGGUACCGCAGCAGCUGCAUCAAACAGCAGCGUCGGUGGCAGCGUGUCCUCGCCAUCACGCCGCACGUCCAUGCGUGCACCGAGCCGCCCCUCCGGCACAGGCCCGCUCUACUCGCGCCGCCGGUCAUCUGUUGCGUGGGCCGAUGAUGUCGGCAGUGGCGGUGGCGGUGGCGGUCGACGCACGUCAUCCUUCUCCUUCAACGCUCGCCCGUCCACGCGCGGGAGAAAUGGGACCGAUGAUGAUGUGUUUGGCGCUCGCAGCGGCACCGGCGAUGGUGCAGAUGUCAAUGCCGGUAACAAUGGCGCUGGUGGCGGUGGUGGUGCUGGUGGUGCUGGCGACCGCGUGGAUGUCGUGCACACGUUCACUGCAGACGACAGGUCCAUGCAGCCGCCGCCCUUCGCCCUGAGUGAUGUGCAUGUCGCCACAGAUGUUGUUGCUCUGCUCCCUGAUGUGCUCUCGUUUGCUGUGGAGGAAGCAGCACGCAUCUGCCGGCCGGAUUCCCACACAACGUUCCUGCGCCUGUACAACGGCGUGCUUGUGCGCUGUCUGCGGGCAUUUGAGCGGGAGUGCGAGGCUGCUGGCAUUGGGCGCGACUGCUCUGAGGGCACGCGGCGGUUUGCUGUGAACCAGUUCCUGGACACGCCAGCUGCCGUUGUGAGCUGCAGCCAAGGGGCGGCGCACGACCAGGGUAAGGCCGCACUGGAGAAGGGCGCAACAGACAUGGAAGUGACCAAGGUCAAGCUGAAGGUGGCGUGCACCACACUUGAAUUUGUGCGCAGCAGGCACUUGCUGCUGCAGUCGUUCCAAGAGAGUGUGGUGCUGAUGAGAUUGUACCGCAGCAUCUGUGACAAUCUGCGUCUUGGAGAGCACCACGCGUUCACCCGACCCGUCACGUUCAAUUCAGCCACCCUGGCAAAGGUUUCGGAUUUGGCGUCAGAAGACCCGUUUGUGUCUGGGCGCUACGACUUUGCCUUGGCAGAGCUUGACGAUGUGAUGGUUGAGAACGCCAUCGCGUGCACCCCGGAGCAGCUCGCCACGUUCAUUGACAAGAGCAUGGGCAGGAGCACAAAGGCCGAGCUCCAGCCGCAAGACAUGGCAGGCUGCCGGGCCAAGGACAGCAAAACCAACGACGGCAGCAGCGACGCACACGUACGCCGGGAGGUGUGGCUGUACUCGGGGCCGCUUGGGGACCUGCGAGCACUUCUGCAUGCCCAAACCGUGCACCUGCACCUGCUCACGGCCUGCGUGAACCAUGCUGAGGUGUUCCGUGGGUGCUUCACGCCAGAAGCACGCCGCAUGCACGACGCCAUCCAGCGGCUGGUGCGGGAGGAGCAAGAGGAUGUGGUGGAGCAGCGCAAGACACCGCUUGAGCUCGCAGCAACACUUGGAUUCGUAUCUCUGCAGCUGGUCAAGCGACGGGCGCGCGCGGCGAUGCACGAGCAGUACUUCCGGCUCACGUCGUCCCGUGAUCCGUUUCUGCUCAAGCGCGAGAUGGUGUAUCUGUUUGGCGAGAAGGUGGCCGAAGAGCAAGAGACCAUUGUACUGCGCACACAGCUUGCCACGUAUCUCGCCAGCCUGCAACAACUGCUUGACGCCUUUCCCUCCACUCGCGACUACUACUUCUUGGCUGGAUCGCCAGACCUCCAUGAUAAGCGAAUGAAGGAGAUGAACGGGAUGAUGGAUGCCCCGAGCGCGCGUCGCACGAUGCUUGAGGUCAAGAUGAGCGAGCAGCAUCUCUCCGAGGCGCAGGAGCGCUCCCAGCGUUCUCCAUUGCAGAUUCUCUCGCGCAACGCAGACACCCUCCUCAACCUCUGGUAUUUACCGUUCCCUGAAGAAAUUCUGCAGCUCUACAGCCAUCUCCCCGCCAACGGCUGCAAGUCUGGGUUCGAGGCGACACUGCAGCUGCUGGCGCCGCUACACGACAUUGUCAUGUUCCUGUGUGCACACGCGCGCCUCGGCAGCUCGCAUGCGCGGCUGGGCACGUACGACGUGGCCUUCCAGGGCGUGGGGGCCGACUGGGGCGGAACGGAGGGCAUUGGCACGGAGCUGAGGAAGAUCAAGAAGGAGCUGGGACAGCUGCCAGAGCCAUCAAACCCAGCCGUGGUUGCGGAGUAUCUGAAACGAAAGCGAGACAUGAUGUUUCUGGAGUGGAACAUCACUGUGAAGCAUUACGUGCGGGAAACGUUUCUUGGAAUGCAGAAUCAGCAUGCGUACGACAUUGUGACCGCCAACAUCCACACGGGAUUGCCACCCCUGGGAUCUGCAUUCAAGCAACCAAGCGUUCUUCUCUGCAAGACAGAUGUUCUUCCUCGCCACGUCGACGCGGCAACUCAGCGGUCCCGCUUUGCAACGGCGCACUUUAUGUCGACAAGCGGCCCAUUCGUGCUGUGCGAGCCGUUUUACUCCAAAGUCACUGAGUACAUGGAGAUGUGUCUGUCGAAGCUGACGGACAUGGAACGGCACACGUCCAACGGCGAAGUGCUCGGGCUCAGUCUUCUUCUCGAGGACAUCUCAGAGCAGGAGUUUGGAACGGAGGAGAAGAACCCGCUGCAGCGGUUGCAAAUGCUGUCUGAGUUUCUGGUGACGUCCACGCAACUUGAGCAGCUGCGCGUGGAGUGGGGCCGCGUUAUGCUCGGUCGCCCCAUCGAUAAUCCGCAGGCCUUUGAGGAGUUUGUUUCGCUCUUUGAUGCAGAGGUCGUCAACCCGGUCGUGCGCCAGAUCAAGGCCACCAUGCCGGUUGAGGAUCACGUGCACGCAACAAAGACGCAGCUGCGCUCCACCGCGGGCUCGCUCGUCGGCCACGGCACCGCCCUCGAGCUCCAUGGGCUGCCGGAGUGGGAAUACCGCAAGAUGCUGGUGGAGGAGCUGAAGGCGCAAAUUGAGUGCCAACUCAUUCGCGACACCAUGACGAUUGUGACGCGUGUGCACACGCGCGUGGUCGAGGAAGCGACACGUGAAAACGACCUGCUGCCCUAUCAACUCUGGCUCUCGGGAGCAGCCCAGUCAACACACGUGCAGCUGCGCCGCCGCCGAAAAUCCGUGGCUGGAUUGAACAUUCCGCGCCACAUUGCGCGCUGCUCCCUCGCUCGCGAUUUCGUGCAUGAGAUUCUGUCGCAGUGCCGGCAGACGGAGGGCGACACAAACGAAGUGGCCGUUCCCAUGCAGCACUUGCUCGAGAGCUUGCAGCAGCUCUGCAUCAACAUCAGCACACGCGAGAAGGAGCGGUACAGCGCAUUCAACGGCCUCUACAAUGCGGUUGUGCACGAAUUGCAGCAACGGUUGCAGAGUGCAGAGAAAUUGAUUGCACAGAUGCAACAAGACUUUGCGGCAGACUUGAUCCGGAGACAACACGAGGUCCAGUGUGGCAUUGCCGACCGCACACAUCACCUGGUGCAGGAGAUCACGGCCCUGCGGUCAAAGGUGUCCCGCCUGCGCGAGGAGAAGCAGACGCAGGAGCGCGACAUACGCGAGCGCGUGAAGCGUGACUAUGACGACCUGGUGAACAACCUGUUCUCGACCAGCUUUGCUCUGAAGAACCGCUUUGAGGAGUACCGCCUCAGCCUCUACGAAGACGUCGUACAGGGCAUGUUCGAAGUCAGAAAGAAUGCGCUUCAACGCAUGAAGAUGAUCAGCGUCGGGAAAAGCACCGAAAAGCUUGAGCGCGGGCUCAACCGCGCAGAGGAUUUGAGGAACGUGCAGAGCGAAAACGCCAGCCUCACAGCACUCGUGCUCAAGAUGCGGACCAUGAACGACUGGAAGCGCACGGGUCUUCGCUCCUUCUACGGCCAGCGCGUGUAUCAGGCCAUGCAGGUGGCAACAGCCGUCAAGAAGGAGCUUUGGGAGACACAACUCCAGAUGGAGGAGAAAGCGACGCAGCACCAGCACGAGGUGACAGCGCUGAGGGCCGAGCUCGUGCAGGCGAAGAAACGCAUCGAUCUCCUUGAACACAACUACAACGAAGAGAAGCGCGCACGACAGGCGCUGCAGCAGUGGAAAGCGAGCAAAUCGCAGCUGAUCACGGCUGUUGAGCAGCAGGCGAAGAAAUACGCGCGGUUGAACGUCGACGUGGACGACAUCUUGGAGGAGCUUGAGACGCGCACACGGGAGGUUGACGAGUUGAGGACAUCACUGGAGCGAACGGAGAAAUCGCACACGCUGGAGAAGGGCCGGCUGAAAAGCGAGCUGAAGAAGAUUCAGCAGCAGCUGUCGCAAGAAAUGCAGGCGAAGCAACAGCUGUUGUCGCAGGCGAUGGCGGAACAUGAGCAUGAGGAGGACAGUGACGAUGUGUUUGAUCGGGCAGCGACAACCACCCCUGCUUCAGCCAGACCGUCCUCGUCACGGCUUCGUCUCUCUGCGCAGAAUCGUCGGCUUCAACGACCAACGUCCGCCAUCAACACACGUACUCUCCACUCGCUCUGCAACCCUCACGCCACGGGGUCAGCCCGCUCCCUCGUCCCCCCCCGCCUUGCUGCGGACAGCACGUCGUCGUCACGGCGCGCGUCGUUUGCGAGCCAGGAUCCCGAAACCACGAGACUGGCAGAGAGUCUGCGGCUGCAGCUGACGACGGGCAAGUCCGCCCCACCGUCCCCAACUCAGCCCCCAGGAUCCCCGGGGCCAUGA